UUUUCCAGGAUUUCUGUAUGAGACAUUCUUUUCUUUCCCUUUUCUUUUUCUCUUUCAAAAAUAGGUUCUAGCAAUAUUCAUAUUACACCGACGGGAUGUUGUUGGCAAUGAAUAUCUCCAUUUCUGUUUCUUUUAUUUUUUUUAUGGAUACUGUAGGCUGAAGGCUUUAAUAAUCUAGUUUAGCAGUGGGAAAGGUGGAGAGAAAUGCUUCAGGAUAGUGUAGAGCUGGUCUUUUCUGGGGACUUCUGCUUGCACCUUUCACAUGCAAAUAUGAUGAAAAUCAAAUGUGGAGCGGAGAGUGUAAUCACAGGGUUACAACAUGGCAUGGCUAAGUGGAUCAGAUAUGGUUCUUUUUCACGUUUCUGAUUCAUUUACAGCUACGGCCAUUUUUGCAUUUCCGCAAACCAGAACGAGAGUGCCUCUACCGAAUCAUUUUAUACAUUGCGACCGUAUACAUGUCCUUUGACUUCUCAAAAUGGCCUCGUGUGAGCAAUUCUUGGCAAAUAUGAAGAACGAUUCACGUUGUGCGCUAAGGACAUGUCCUAUGAGGAGAAACGGCUCAUUUUAGCUGAAAGACCUGUUUGCAAUUAUAUAGCAACAAAGUCACAAACACCUCUUCUUCCGGAACUGCUUGAAGUCGAUAAGAGUCACCUCUUCUUCGACGACUGCGUUUUGCAGAGGGACAAUACUCUUUCAUUUCUGUUGGUAUCAAAAAAUUUGAAGUUACAAUGUGCUAGAUACCUCUCCUUAACAUUGUGGAAAGAAAGCCGCUUUAGCAGUUGUAGACCUCUGGUACUGAUGAAGGAUGGUCAUGUCGACAUGAGAGGCGGAAGUUGCAGGCUGCAGCGUGUCGAAGAGAUGACUGACUCUUUCUUCCUCCGGCAUUACUGCUACUCGUAUAUCCCAGCUGUGCAGAAAGCGACCUGGCAGAGACUAAUGCGGAAGAAAGGACUUUUAACUAUUCAAGUCUUCACAGAUGCCAAAAGAAAAAAAAAACAAAAAUCUAUUAAAUGUUAGAGCAUUGGAAGAAACUUGAAGUCACGCCGUAAGAGAUGGCUACUAUAUUACUUCUGUAGCCAACUGAAGUCAUGCUUCAGGUUGGGGGGACCUGCUUUUCCUUUUUAAAACUGCAUGAGGCACGCCAUUCCUCUAUCUCCGUAAAGAGAGAAUAAGUGGU
This is a messenger RNA of Nymphaea colorata (pocket water lily), 1177 nucleotides long. RefSeq lists its product as uncharacterized. The transcript is spliced from 2 exons. The record is from RefSeq and is a predicted model, not a curated record. The coding region runs from base 538 to 1017 and encodes 159 amino acids. Lineage: Eukaryota; Viridiplantae; Streptophyta; Magnoliopsida; Nymphaeales; Nymphaeaceae.